CGUGAAUUCAAUGCGCGUUGAAUUUUUCAACGCGAAACCCGCGUUAAAUCCAAUUUCGGACACACAGUGUACAUGGAUGAUAUUCAGGUGUAUUCGAGUUCCUACGAGGGGCACGUGCAACACAUCGAAUGGACGCUGCAUGCAUUGAGGGAUGACGGUUUCAAGGUGGCGCUGGAGAAAUGCCAGUUCUUUCUCACCACCAUCUCCUUCCUGGGACACGUGGUGACAGACGAGGGGCUUAAACCGGAGCCGCAAAAGGUGACAGCUGUGAGAGACGUGUCUGUGCCCAUGACUAUUACGCAAAUUCGCGCCUUUCUGGGCACGGCCUCGUACUACCGAAGGUUUAUCAAGGGCUUCGCGGCUAUUGCGGGUCCCCUCACGAAUCUGCUGAAAAAUGAUCAACCAUUGAUUUGGACGUCAGAGUGUGAUCAAGCGUUUUCGAAACUCAAGGCAGCCCUCAUUUCGGCUCCAGUCCUUAUAAGACCGGAUCGUGAAAAACCUUUUGUCCUCAUCUCGGACUGGCAGUUGGAGGCAAUCUCAAUGAUCUUGGCCCAGGUGGGACCAGGCAAACUCGAAUGCGUGGUGGAAUACGCGUCUAAGUCAGUGCUUGCCUGCAAGCGCAAUUACGCCGCCCCGACAGGAGAAUGCUAUGCGGCUCUGUGGGGGAUCAGUCACUUUCGAGCCUAUCUGUAUGGGCGGAAGUUCACGCUGGUCAUCGAUCAUGAGCCAUUAUUUGCCCUGAAGAAAUCUAAGGAUUACUCGGGCAUGAUCGGGAGAUGGGCAACGGUGCUACAGAGCAUGGACUUCGACAUUCAUCAUCGGAAGCGCGAGGGGUACGGGAAUGCUGACGGAUUGACACGAUUGCACCGACCCGAGAAGGUCCUCAAGAGCGAAGAGACUGCGUGCUUGGAGGAACCAGGGAGUGAAAACGCCCUGCCAUCACGGCAGGAGUACUUGAAGUCGGCCGGAAUCAUCAAUCUCGCCUUCUAUCCGAAGCAAGAUACAUCCGAGGAGGCAGGAGAAGAAGAAGCCACUAAAGAAGAGGACGACGCCGAAGAGGAAACGUUGGAGGAAGGGAGUUAUAGCGAGCACAACGAAGAGGAGCAGAGUGUAGAAGAGGAAGAAGAAGAAGAAGAAGAAGACGAAGAGGAAGAAGAAGAAGAAGAAGACGAAGAGGAGGAAGAAGAAGAAGAAGAAGACGAAGAGGAGGAAGCCAGAUCGGAGUGGGAGGCCUUGCCGGAGGAAGCGGCGCGCACAGGAACAGAGGCGGAAGAUCCCGAGGCGGCACGUAAGAGGGAAGAGAUCGCAGCCGGGAAAAGCCAGCUGGAGUUCGCCAACGAGGUGAACCUGUGCAUCAAGGACGACCCGACCAGGGAUCCAAAGCCCCCUAAGCCCGAAGAUGGCGACCCAGCAGCCGCGGCUCCGAGCGCAUCGCGACGGAGACGGAGUCGAUCCCCCUCCCCCUCCACCUCAGCCCGUCCCCCAGUUCGUCCACGUACCGAUGCGGGGGACCGGCCUUCGUCCCCGGUCAUUAUCCCGCCGUCCCCUUGAUUACCUCACCCUCUGUCAGAUCUCUACCCCCGUCACCUUCCCUCACAACCCCUUCCCCCCCCAAUAUCUUCCGUCACUUUUACUCCACCUG
This is a messenger RNA of Chara braunii, 1642 nucleotides long. Lineage: Eukaryota; Viridiplantae; Streptophyta; Charophyceae; Charales; Characeae. The record is from the annotation of a GenBank genome assembly.